Gekko japonicus is the source of this 4212-nucleotide messenger RNA. RefSeq names its product macrophage mannose receptor 1-like. NCBI's taxonomy places the organism in Eukaryota, Metazoa, Chordata, Lepidosauria, Squamata, Gekkonidae. The record is from RefSeq and is a predicted model, not a curated record. Gene Ontology annotation, biological process: receptor-mediated endocytosis. Gene Ontology annotation, cellular component: plasma membrane. The coding region runs from base 1 to 4212 and encodes 1403 amino acids. Gene Ontology annotation, molecular function: signaling receptor activity. The transcript has 29 exons.
AUGGAGAAGGCAGGUUAUAAGGAGGAAUAUGAAGGAAAAGGGAGGGGAAGCAUCAUGCAGAUUUUUGGAGAGGCAGCUGCCGAUCUAAGGAGCAGCAAAGGAGAGAAGGUAGAAUUGUUUGAGGAAGCAGGAGACCUCCAGAAAAUGGAGGAUUUUGUUGAGGCCUUUGUGCAUUUCAAUGUCUUUCUUUUUGCUCCUGAAUUUCCUCCUUCUCAUUCAGCAGUCUUUCCAGAUACCAGAUAUUCCCAUAUAGGAGGCAAUGAGGCACCUUCUCAUAAUAUUACUUGUGACUUUAAUUUUACAGAGGAUGAUACUUUUCUGAUAAACUAUGAGAAACAUAAUCUUUGUAUGCAACCCAGAGAAACUUCUGUCAUCUCACUUGGCAAAUGCAAUCAGAAUAAUGAGAUCCAAAGGUUUAAGUGGACUUCCAGUCAGCAAAUACUGAACAUGGGACUGAAGUUAUGCUUGGGAGCAUCAGCAGACUUCAGCCAACUUGAAUUCUCCUCCUGCAAUCAGACCAGUGAGCUGCAGAAGUGGGCAUGCGUCAAUGAUACCUUUCCUGCAAUCAGAGGACAAAACCGGUUUUUGUCUUAUGGUGCUGGACGUGUCCAGUUGGAUAAUGCACCUGAUGUCAAAGCAACCUGGAAGAUUGAUGGAACCAAAGACACACUGUGCACUAAAGGCUUUGAAGCUCAGUUUACCAUAGAAGGCAAUUCCAAUGGAGCCCCCUGUGUAUUCCCAUUCAAGUAUAAGAAUGAGUGGUAUGUUGAAUGCACAACAAUAGACAGUGAAAAUCUACAGCCUUGGUGUGGAACAACUGCUGAUGUGGAUAAAGACUCUUUAACUGGAUAUUGUCCAGUAAAAGAUGACAAUGAACACUUUUGGAUUAGAAAUCAUUGGACUGGAAAUCAAUACCAGAUAAAUUCUGACUCAGCUCUUACAUGGCUCCAAGCAAGAAAAAGCUGUCAGCAACAGAAUGCAGAAUUAUUAAGCAUCACAGAACUACAUGAACAAACCUACUUGGCAGGAUUAACAACUGAUCUGAACACUGACUACUGGAUUGGGCUUAACAGUUUGGAAAUGGACAGUGGAUGGCGGUGGGCUGGUAACCAUCCUUUCAGAUAUUUAAAUUGGGCUCCAGGGAGCCCAUCACCAGAAUCAGAGAAAAUCUGUGCAACGAUGCGGUCUCAGAGUGGCAAAUGGGAGAAUAAGGAGUGCGGCCAUAAACUUGGAUACAUUUGCAAAAAGGAAAACUCUUCAUUAAACACCCCAGUCAUCUCUUCAGAUGACUUGAAGCCUGUGAAAUGUCCAGAUGGCUGGGUUCCAUACUCAGGCCACUGUUACCUCCUUCAAAGAAACCUCAAGUCGUGGAAAGGUGCACUAUCAUCUUGUCAAAAGGAAGGUGGAGAUUUAGCCAGUAUCCACAAUAUUGAAGAGCAUAGUUUUGUCAUUUCUCAGCUUGGCUACAAUCCAACAGAUAUGCUGUGGAUAGGACUGAAUGCCCAGAAGACUGAGAGGUAUUUUGAAUGGAGUGAUGGGACUCGUGUGACAUACACCAAGUGGCAGAGUGGAGAGCCUACUUAUCUACAAGACUCCCUGGACAACUGUGUCAUCAUGAGUGGAGAAAAUGGAUAUUGGGUGGAUACUUUCUGUCAAGAGGAAUAUGGUUACAUCUGUAAAAGAAAAGCUUUGGAAAUUCUUUCUGAACCAGAAGAUGCUGACCCAGGCUGCCAGAAUGGUUGGAAAAGGCAUGGAUUCUAUUGUUACUUAAGUGGAAAAACAUUGGGGACAUUUCCAGAAGCAAAGAAAUUAUGUGAAAGAAACAAGGGUUCCCUGGUGUUCAUAGAGGACAGAUAUGAACAAGCUUACCUAACUAGUCUAGUUGGACUACGUCCAGAAAAGUAUUUCUGGAUUGGCAUAUCAGAGAUAACGGAAGGCUGGACACUCAACUGGACUAAUGGACACUCAGUUACAUUUAGCCACUGGAACUCAGGGAUGCCUGGUCAAAAUCAUGGCUGUGUUGCUAUGAGAACUGGAACUGCAGCUGGAUUAUGGGACGUUGUGAGCUGUGAGGAGACGGCGGCAUUCAUCUGUAAACAAUGGGCAGAAGGUGUGACAACAACUCUUGCCCCAACAACAACCCCCCUAGAGAAAAAAUACAAGAAAACUUGGUUUGAAGCUCGAGAUUUUUGCAGAGAAAUUGGAGGAGACCUGGCUUCCAUCCAUAGUGAUGAAGAACAAAGAAAAAUAACGGAAUUGACUGAAGAUUUGACCUGGAUUGGUUUAAAUUCUUUGGACUCUGACAUAGGGAAUACUUGGAGUGAUGGAUCUCCUGUUGACUUUGACAGAUUGUAUCCAUGGAUCAAUGAUGAAAGACAAAAUGUCUUUCAUGCAUUUAAGGAUAAUGUUUACAUUGGUUUAACUGUGGGUGUUGAUGGAAAGUUCCAGUGGCUGGAUGGAACUCUAGUGACCUAUGAAGCCUGGGCCCCCAAUGAACCAAAUAAUGCAAAUGAAGAAGAAGACUGUGUGAUGAUGUAUGAGAGAACAGGUUUAUGGAAAGAUAUAUCCUGUAGUGCAGAGAAGAGAUUCAUCUGUGAAAGGCACAACAGUUCCGUCCGUUCAACCAUUGCUCCCACAUCACCUGCACCUCAAGGAGGCUGUGAUGAAGGCUGGCUUUUGUUUAAUAACAAGUGCUUCCAAAUAUUUGGUUUUAAUGAAGAAGACAGAAAAAACUGGAGUGCUGCACGUACCGCUUGUAAAACCCUAGGUGGAAACCUGGCAACUAUACCUAGCAAAGCUGUUCAAGCUUUCCUUACCAUGCACUUUAAAAAUGUGCCAGUUGAUUCUUGGAUUGGACUGCAUGAUAUCAUUGAAGAGGGAAGGUUCGUAUGGACAGAUGGAAGUAGUGUGCGUUAUACAAACUGGGCCCCCACCCCUUCUCGCCAAAGGUUCUACUUCUCUUUCUAUGAGAACUGUGUUACUAUGAUAAAGGAGCCUGAAAAGUGGGCAGGAAAUUGGAAAGAGAGAAAAUGUUCAAUAAAGUAUGGAUACAUAUGUCAAAAAAGCACUGACCCUGUGUCUUCUCACUCUGAAACAACAAUUCCGGCAUCUGGCUAUAUACCUUAUGGAAACAGCAGCUAUUCUUUCACUAAAACUGCAACAUGGGAAGAAGCCAGAAAACAGUGUCAUUCUAAAAACUCAGAACUUACCGGCAUUCUGAAUCCCUAUAGCCAAUCAUUCCUAUGGCUCCUGGUGUUGAAAUAUGGAGAACCUCUAUGGAUUGGUCUAAACAGCAAAGUGACCAAUGAGAAUUAUAGAUGGGUAUCUGACUGGAAACUGGAAUAUACUAAUUGGGCUCCUGGAGAGCCAAAAGAAAAUCUAGCCUGUGUCUACUUAGACCUUGGUGGGCUAUGGAAAACAGGAACAUGUAAUAAAAAGUACAGAGCUGUCUGUGAGCAGUAUAAUGGAACCGCUCCAACUGAUCAUCCUCAGGUCCCUGGAAGAUGCCCUGAACCCCAACAAGAAAGCUCUACAGCUUGGAUUCCAUUCCGUGCUCAUUGCUAUACAAUCAUACGUGAUUGGACGUCCUGGCCUUGGGCAUCCACGAAAUGCUCUCAGUUAGGUGGUUCUUUGACUUCAAUAGAAGAUUCAGCUGAAAUGAAGUUUCUGAAAGAGUACAUGCAGCACCUUGAUCAAGGAAAAUUUUGGAUAGGAUUGUUACAAAAUGUGGAUGGGGAAUGGUUAUGGCAAGAUGGCACUGCAGUAGAUUUUGUCAACUGGGAUACUGGAGAGCCCCGAAAUGGAAGUGAAGCAGAAUAUAAUCCAUCAUUAAAUAUAUUGUGUGCUGAAGUGAGCAAUGAUCAUGGGAAGUGGUCUGUUUUAAAAUGCCAUUAUCAUUGCAAUGGAUAUAUUUGUAAAACUCCCAAAAUUGUUGAAGCUAUGCCAACUAAAGAAUCUUCAAUCAAUGGAGGAGCAAAACAAGAAGAUUCUUCUCCAUCAGCACAUGGCAUGGUUGCAAUGGCAGUUGUUCUUGUUCUCCUCAUCGUCACCGCCGCUGGCAUUGCAGGCUAUGUUUUUUACAGGAAAAGACGUCGGCAGCAAGUGACCGUUGCUGGGUUUGACAACUCUGUGUAUCAUGACGAUGUGGUUAUGCUUCAGAAUAAGGACUCACAAUAUCUUGUGGAAAAUGUUGAUAAUAAGCAGGGACAGUAG